This is a messenger RNA of Rhineura floridana, 4049 nucleotides long. It is a transcript of the gene SLC67A2, whose product is annotated as major facilitator superfamily domain containing 9. Lineage: Eukaryota; Metazoa; Chordata; Lepidosauria; Squamata; Rhineuridae. Gene Ontology annotation, molecular function: transmembrane transporter activity. The transcript is spliced from 6 exons. Bases 374 to 1618 code for a protein of 414 amino acids. The record is from RefSeq and is a predicted model, not a curated record. Gene Ontology annotation, biological process: transmembrane transport.
GGAAGGCAGCGGCGGUAGCAGCAGGCAGCUCCAGUUCUUAGGGAUACAUGGCGGGUGAUGGAAGUGCUGGCUGUUGAGGGGGCGCAGGGCCCCGGAGCCGUCCAAGGGAUCGGGGUGGUACCAAAAAGAGAAGAAAUGCCGGGUCUCGAAACACUUUUCCUUGAACUUAUGGUGCCCCGUGUCUGGUUCCUGAGGAGAAUUUACUCUGCACGUGUUCAAAGACACAGUACAUUGUUGGCUCACGCGCCCCUUGGCUAACUCCUGCUACUGAAAAAAGAAAAGAAAAAUCAGGUUCCAGAGGUUGAUCCUGGCACAAAUUAAGCCCUGCAGGAGAACAAACUCAGAGGGCUCUCAGGAUUUCUUUGGUGUCAGCAUGAUUGUUCCCUUAUUAAGCCUUCACAUCAAGUCUAUAGGAGCAAGCCCAACAAUUGCAGGAGUGGUAGGAUCUUUAUAUGGUGUUUUGCAGCUCAUUUCCAGUACUGUAGUGGGAUCUUGGAGUGAUGUAGUAGGAAGACCUUAUUGCCUACUUGUCUGCAUUCUCUUCAGUGCAUUGGGUUAUUUUAUGCUUAGUAUAUCCAGCAACGUGAUUUUAUUUGCUGCUGCCCGGAUCUUUGUAGGUAUUUUCAAACACACACAUUCAGUUACAAAGGUUCUCAUCUCUGACUUGGUUUCUGAGAAGGAGCGCCUCCGAGUAAUAGGACAUUUCAAUGCAGCGUCCAGUAUUGGUUUCAUCCUGGGACCUGUCGUUGGAGGGUACCUUACGGAGCUAGAGGGUGGAUUUUACCUCACAGCUUUCAUCUGUGCUUCCAUUUUCAUCUUGAAUGCUGGUCUUUUUUGGAUGCUGCUGUGGUGUGAAAAAAAGAAGCAUGGAGACGAAUGGAUCAUUAUUAACAAAACAAAAGACAGUCUCUUAGCAGAGGUAAAACACAGCCUGCAGAUGGAAUCUUUAUCUCAGGAAACUAUGAAAUACAGUACUCGUACCAAGACCUCUUGGACUCAAGUUGUGUCUGUGCUGAAGAGGGUUAGCAGCAUUGCUCGUUCCGAUCUGUGGGAUGUUUUCCUGGUACGGCUACUGAUGUCUCUUUCAGUAAUGCUAUAUCAUAGCAAUUUUGUCUUGGCACUUGAAGAGAGGUUUGGGAUAAAACCUAAAAUCACUGGUUACCUCAUAAGCUACAGUAGCACACUUGGAGUAGCUGCUGGUUUUCUGCUUGGACCAAUUACAAGACUGUAUCAACACAAUACUUACGCCAUUUUACUACGGUCCACUAUCCUCACCUGUGUGUUCAUAAUAAUAUAUUCUUUAUCAGAAAAUGUAUGGGCAGUGAUCUUGUCUUCCACAUUUUUAGCAUUUUCAACCACAAUAGGACGUACUUGUAUCACUGAUCUUGAGCUGACUCUGGGCGGGAACCAGGCCAGUGGUAUGCUCAUAGGUGUUGGUCAGUCUGUCUCAGCCGUGGGCCGCAUAGUUUGCCCUCUUCUGUCAGGAAUUGCCCAGGAGUUCAGUCCAUGUGGCCCCCCUGUUCUUGGAGGCCUGUUGGGAUUUAUAGCUGUUGUCAUUAUGGUCCUCAAUAAAUCAAAAUAUAGAGGCAUCAGGAGCACCAAACUGAAAAGCACAUAGUGAACUGUUUGUACUGCUAUUACUUAAAAGCAAGACAACAGAGAAAAAAUGUGGAUUCUAAGUGUUCAAGAGGGCUGUGCUCUAGUUAUAGGACACUUUAUAAAGAAACACUAUAGAGGCAAGGAAGAAACACCUCCCAUUUUUUUCCCCUGGCCUAUCAAACUAACAGGUAACUCGAGACUGGCAAAGGGGCAUAAGUCACACAGCUAAUAAGAAAUCCUACUACUUGUAGCACAAAGGGUAAGUUAUCAAACAUAAAGCAUUACAUCUAUUUAAAAAUUGUAAAUGAGAUUAAAAUCCUUUAAAAAGUAUGACAAUUUGAAUAGAUCCUGAAUCAUAUCUGGUACUUCAGAUAUCUGCUGUCAUAGUGAUACAUUAUCCAAGUAUAGUACCCACUCCAAAAACAGUGGAGAAUGAAAUGGACAUUGUCAACCUCACUGCAGGAAGAUGCAGGGCAAGGCUUGGACUUCCUGCAGUGCUGUGGUCCUUGCAUGUACGCAUAAGAGACUGAAUCCCUGGUUACAAUGCAGUUUAUAAAUGUGAUGUUCUGCUAGCAGUGUCAUCUUGCUCUAGAACAAUUGUAGCAUUGCACACUAUUGGGAGAGGGGGGAUUAACAACUAAUGUUUAGUUGUUGGGAAUGUUUAGGCUUGGGAAGAAUACUACUGCUCAGGGUCCAGCAGUGCUGAAGUUUACAAAGCCUGAGCCAAGAAUCACAGGCAAGAAGAGGCCAUACUGUGUUUCUGAAGGAGCUUCCCACUACCUUUCUUUAUUACCACAUGACGCUUUAACCAAGGUUUUUCCCCUCUUUCUGAUGGUUUACGAAAGUGCUGUGUCUCAAGCAGUGCAGGUGUUCCUUGUACAGUACCUGCAAUGUAGGAGAAGUCAGGGAAGAACUUAUAUGUGCAGCAGACAACCUUGGGGAGGCUUGAGACUAGCACAUUCCAUCCCAUAUAUUUUGAAGACAGUUUAAUUUGCUUGGUGACAAUUUUGUUGUUGAGUUUGAGGGCUUGAAGGAAUGAUCUGAUCAGGAAGUACCAUUCAUUUGUCAGUGAGGAGCAUUGGCUUUGUACAAAGUGUAAUAACGAUGUAACAUGAGUGUAUUGAAGCUGAAAUCUGUGUCAUAUAUAACUUCGGAGCAACAAACCUUAACUCGUGGUAUGCCUUUUUGAAUAACAAGUGCACUGAGCUCACUUCAAAUGUAUACAGAGAAGUAUAUCCCAGUUCUAUAUGCUUCUCUCUCCACUGUACUCAUACCAAAGACUGACUGCUUGAAACAGAAACAAUUGUUUAAUCAAUUCCAUCUGAAUUAUAAUGAAAUUAAAUAUGGUCUGCUUUUUAGGUAAAUGGCAUUGGCAUAACUUGUGCUCCACUAAGCGGAAUGCAUAUUAUAGACUCUGCAGUCAGAGGCAGGCAGCCAAAACGAGAACCCUCAAUAGGCUACACUCAUUGUGGUGGGUCACAAGUUGUGUAGGCCUGCUUUAGCAUUUAAACAAACAGAAAAGUACAUUCCUGCAAAGCAAAUGUAUUACAUUUACUAAACAGAUAAGUUAGAAAUAAGUGACUUAAGAGGCGUGUAAUUGAUCUAUACUAUGACUGCAAUUCUAAGCAUACUGACUUGGAACCUGUUAGGGCUUAACCACACCUUACAUGUAAAAGCAAGUAAUUGAACCUUCAUGACUUCCCUGUCCCAAGAAAAACUAUUGGAGAUAAGGAACACUUUUCCUGCCUGCUAAGUCGCUACUCCAAAUUUGCUUGUCCUCUCUCUAUCCUCCAAAUGAAAUUCCAGUUGCCCAUUUGCCAAAAAAAACUAGAAUUAGAAUUCAAAAGGAGGUGGAAGUGGUGGUGGUGGGAUUUGGAGCAAAGAUGUGGUGGGUGAGAAAUGGUUAAGUACCUCUGUCCACAUGCUUAUCCUUACCAUAUCACCCUUUCCAAAGCAGCUUUCUUGGGAAGAAAAAGCUGUCAGGUUUCAGGAAUAUGCAUUCACUUUCAACAUAUAGUUAGGCCCUAUCUUCAGAUUCAGAAUGCUUAGGAUCAGGGUAUAAAAGCAGGUGCAUUCUAUUUUUAUGAAUGUUUACUUGGAAGUACCAUAAUGUCUAGUGAGGCUUAUUCCUAGGGAAGAGUGCACAUGACACACCUUAAAGGAAGGACAUUUAUCUAUUCACAACACAAAACUAGUCCACAAAGUUUGAAACUGAAAACUCAGAAAAUGCAAUUGAACUACUUAUAUUACGUAGCAAAAUAAACAUGUAGGAAGAAUUUUUCAUGUGUGUGUAGCAUUUGGGACAAAGAAAGCCUGUAAAAAAGUGGCUUCAGGGAUGUAUUUUGUUUUAAGGCAGUUUGAAAUGGUUUUGCAUUGUUCUCUUCAAAGUUAGAGCUCUUAAAAUUGCACUACAAUGUUGAUAGUGGGAAAUAAAAGGAAAAUGUCCACUU